UACACCUAUGUGCGCGCGAAUGAUUGGACCUAUGCAACGGAUUAUAUAGUUAUACAUGGUGUAUUAGCUUUUAUCGAGUAAAAUAUACAUAUCAUAUACUCGCCUCUGCACAUAUACGAAAGUGCAGAAUACACAAAUUGCCCGUCUCGACCGAUGCUUUUGUGUGCAAACAUGGCCGCGCGAGAAUAUUUAGAUUAUCUCGUUAACAGAGCAUUGUAUACCAACAGCGCGAGACGCGCUCCAAUUCGGGCUUGUUGAUUUGCGAAGCAGACGAAAAUUCAAGACUCGCAGGCUCGAGAUUUGCACCGUCUACCUUGUCCAUCGGACUGUGCGAAUCGAGGCUUCAACAACACGCUCUCGAGGUCAACUUGUGUUCAUUAGAAAACUCGAUAGGUGUCUAGUUGCUCUUGCUAACGCUGCUCUGCUGCAGACCCUUCUUCCAUCCUCCCCAGUCCUCGCAUCGAGUGCAUCAAAACAUUGUGCCAGACAACUAUACUGCUGUAUACUCACUCGCUGUAGAAUUUACCUAUAGUUAGUUACUUUCUGACACCUAACCUCGAAAGUCUGCUGGCUUAUUUGUGAGUUGUCUGUCAAAAAAUAACAGAUCAAUCGUAAACGUCACGCUUGGGUCUUGUAGUAGUGCUUCUUGACGCAAAGUUUUACACGCAUGGACACGAAAUUAUGUAGUGCGGGAAAAAAAUUCGAACUAUUGCCGAAUAGGCUCGGACAAAUACAGCAGUCGAGGGCAAAAUCAAAGCGCAGAUUAUAUUUUGAUUUUUAAAUCCUAUUCUUAAUCAUUAAAAAUGCCAAAACUUCGGGCGGAGCAAAAUCGACGCAGAGCCGCUGCACAAGCUAGACAAUCCUUUAGCAAUAUGUAUAUAAGGAACAGAGAACUCGGGAUGAGUCCUAGCUUAGGUCAAAAUGACAUGUUUCACAAAACAUUGUAUACCUCUGUUGAACGAGUCAAAACUUGGGAUAAUUCCAGUGCUGGGCACGGAGCUGUUUUCAAUUUAGAAUACUCACCCGAUGGAUCACUUCUACUAGCUGCAUGCGAGAAGAAAAGUGUUUUAAUGUUUGAUCCCUUAAGUAGAAGAUUAAUACACUCUAUCAACGAAGCACAUGAUGAUUGUGUCAAUGGAGCUAGAUUUUUAGAUCAAAGAAUGUUUGCAACGUGUUCAGAUGAUAGCACAGUAGCUUUAUGGGAUGCAAGGAAUUUAAAAAAUAAAAUACGUAAGUUACAAGGCCAUUCAAACUGGGUCAAAAACAUUGAAUACAUCCCAAAAGAUAAGCUGCUUUUAACAAGUGGUUUUGAUGGAGUUAUAUUUUCAUGGGACAUCAAUAAUUUGACUGAAGAUAGUUGCUUAUCAACUAAAGUUUUCCAAACAAAUGGAUUGAUGCGGUCCAGAUUGACUCCAGAUGCUACCAAAAUGCUGAUCUGCACCACUUCUGGAUAUUUAAUAGUUAUACAUGAUUUGAAUCUAAGUACAUUAAAUCAAGAUUUACAUGGAUUUAAGCCAAAUUUGUAUAGACUUAUGCAAUUAUCACAAACUACGAUUCCUGUGGCUGCUAGUUUCACUCAUUUGUUUUCCAACAAUCGUACUCAAAAUCGCCUUGAAUUCGUCACAGAUUUUCCGUCAGGGGACGAUGCUGAAGUAAUAUCUAGUUUACAAGUACAUCCACAUGGUUGGUGUGCAUUGUCCAGGAACGUCAGCUCUCAGGAAAGAUCAGAGUGGACUUGUAUUCACGAUAUACAAGAGCGAUCUACUUCGAACUUUUCCAAUGGUUCACGAGACUUGGAUAACUACAAAGACGAUAUGGAUGUAAUGGACGAAGAUGUCUCAUCACCUGCCAGUUCAUCAUCCCGAUUCACUAAUGAUUUUUCUGUUGAAGAAUUAGACGACAGUGUUUCGCAACAACCGUCUCGUUCUGGAAUAACUUCGUCUUUCGUUAUCGAUACUGCUCACGGAACUCAUAUCGUUAGAGCAAUUGAUCCAAAUGAAGUUGGAUUUAGCUCGUCGGAUGCUGGUCAACCAAAUUUACCAUCACGUAUGAGUAAUUGGCAAUCUCAUCAGAGACGAAAUACCAGGUCGAGCACGGCAAAUCAAAGACGAUCAAGGACAUCAGACUUUGGUAACGUCGUCGAAGUAGGCGAGUCUGGAGAUCCUGCGUUUACAGUUCGGGGACAUUUGAAUGAACGUUUCGACGACGACGAUGAUGAUCCAGACAGCCGCCCAAGAAGGAGACGUUCAGGACAACGACGCAAUUCUCAGGGCGCUGAUGAAACAUCAGAUAAUGUCGGAGGAAGACGUCGUAAUAGCUUGACGGAAAACCGCAGAAUAUCGUCUGGUAAUGUUGAAUUGCAUGUAAAUUCAGCCGAUGUUUGGGAAGCAUUGGUAGCCAUACGAGAGGCAAGACUGAGACGCGAAAACGAACGAGAAUUUCAUCACGAAGAUGGUAGAAACAAUCAGUGGACAAAUAGAGCCAACGGCAUCAGCGUUCAUAUACCACGAACUUCUCACACAGUAGUUAUUGUGGGCGAUAGGCGACCCCAAAAUCAUAAUCGCCAUGGACCAUCCAUGACGUACGCCAUUCCAAGAAACCACCGAAUUCACCAAAACACGCGUCGUCUCACUCAUUACAUCGAAGAGCCAAACGUUGGUUCGGGUUACAUAAAGGAACUGUGCUUCUCAUCCGAUGGUCGACUGAUUUGCUCGCCAUACGGUAAAGGACUUCGUCUUCUCGCUUUCUCGAACGAAUGCCAAGAAUUGUCGGACUGCGUUCCUAACCAUGGCGAGUCAGUACCGCUCCAUGAAGUUGCUUCAAGUUACAGUCACGACAGCAUCGUUACGAGUACCAAAUUUUCGCCCAGACACUGCCUUCUUGUUUCUGGAUGUCUUGGUGGUCGAAUAGUCUGGUAUCAACCAUUGCUAUAAAGACCUACUCAGCAUCGAUCUAUUAUUUUGUUUCCCUUUCUCAUUUCUUUAAGAAAACGUUAAAUGGAUUUUGUAAAUAGAACGUUGGCCGGAUUUUGUACGUAAAAAGAGUUUUGAUAUAGCGACUUUGUAGCUAAAUGUAAAUCGACGAGAUGUUAUAAUUUGUUGUUGACAAAUGUUUUUUUUUUCAAUUUUUUAGAGUUGUAAUUAAAUAAGAUUUCUUAAAUCAUUGUUCAGUGAUUUAAUAAUCGUAGAAAGAAUACGAUAAGAUGUCAAGCGUUGUUCGUUCUCAUUAUGAUGGGAAUACUUUGUAAAAUUGUAGCGUUUUCCCGAGCAGGAAAAUAUCGUUCAAUAGUUUUAGCAGUCCGUAUUAUCAAUGAAAAUGACUUUUAAUCUCAUAUUUUGAAAAGACUUAACAAUUCAUU
Trichogramma pretiosum is the source of this 3358-nucleotide messenger RNA. RefSeq names its product DDB1- and CUL4-associated factor 10. Bases 804 to 2933 code for a protein of 709 amino acids. Gene Ontology annotation, molecular function: protein binding. Gene Ontology annotation, cellular component: Cul4-RING E3 ubiquitin ligase complex. NCBI's taxonomy places the organism in Eukaryota, Metazoa, Arthropoda, Insecta, Hymenoptera, Trichogrammatidae. The transcript is spliced from 8 exons. The record is from RefSeq and is a predicted model, not a curated record.